Messenger RNA from Scleropages formosus (Asian bonytongue), 2966 nucleotides. RefSeq names its product Fas ligand (TNF superfamily, member 6) (gene faslg). Gene Ontology annotation, cellular component: membrane. Gene Ontology annotation, biological process: extrinsic apoptotic signaling pathway via death domain receptors; immune response; positive regulation of canonical NF-kappaB signal transduction. Bases 1404 to 2366 code for a protein of 320 amino acids. The record is from RefSeq and is a predicted model, not a curated record. Gene Ontology annotation, molecular function: tumor necrosis factor receptor binding. The transcript is spliced from 4 exons. NCBI's taxonomy places the organism in Eukaryota, Metazoa, Chordata, Actinopteri, Osteoglossiformes, Osteoglossidae.
CCUGGGGAGCGCCGGUGUUCAGUGUGGUGGUGCUGGAGGUGGAGUUGCCAAUCCUGACGGAAUAAGGUACAACAAUUAUUCCAAUUUUUGAGUCCCUGUAUAAAGAUCUAAUAAAUGAUAAAAGGGUUUCCUGUUUCAGGGGUUUGCGUCAGGCAAGUGCUUUUUUUAACUCGUCAGAAGGAAGGCUACAAGAAAAUAGCAAAAGGUCGCUGGCUUCAUUUGCACUUUUAGUUUUCCAUUAAAGUGGAAAUACUUGCUAAGUUGCAUAAGGAGUAUGUCAGUUCAACAACAUAGAUUAUUAAACAGCAGAGCACCUGAGUCAAAAUUUAAGAAACUGAUUCUGAACAAACCACAGUGACUGAUGUGGUCCUCGGAAACAAUUCUUUGAGUGCAAAGAGGGUGCGCAUCAGCACAGCACCCAAUUCCGGUAAAUCUAGUAUUCUAUAUUCAGGGGCUUGCAGUCCUUUUCUGCAGCGCAAGCAAAGUGAGAUGGUAAUGGAGAGGGUGGGGUCUGGCUAGACCACAGUGAGAACGUUGCACUGCUUAUACCCCCCACCCCACAGAUGCUUUCUUUGUCAAUCCUGAAACCUGAAAAAGGCCUGUUGCUUUUCAUGUGGCCGGGUUCCCAUUUCUUAUAUCUGCUUAAAGAGUUUAUAGUACUAAAGCAGAAUUUCUAGACACUGUUUACAAACAUGCAUUACUAAGUCAACGAUCAACCCAUCCAUGUCAGUUUAUACAGACUUUACGUGUGGAAUUUCUGUUAUUUCUCUAAAAUAUCUCUUUUUGCCGUUGCUCUUAAACCGUGAUGCUCUCUAAAUAAGGAUAUUGGUGGGGUGUAUCUCUCAUCAGUAUUAGAUGGGAUAAUGAGAAUGUUAAGAAAAAAAUCACAACUUUUACCUUUCAACUACUGGGGUAACCGAUUUUAUUUGAGCCAAAUAUUAAAUGUUGUGUUAUGUUUUAUUAAUUAUAUUUUAUAAGUUCUUUUCUCAAGGGAAGAGCACCAAGAUCCUGUCUCUCUGAGAAGCAUUUUUAAGUUCAGCCUUUAAAUCUUUCGCUUUCUGCUAAAGGCCGAUGCAGUGGCUAAAAUGUGUUAUCAGCUUCAACCAAUAAGGUGCCACAAGAUCAAAAAUCAACAACAGGUAAAACUGAUCACCUAAUUAAAGAAAUUCCAGUGCAGAGCAUAACAACGUGAAACAACGCGGUUGUGUGUGUAUAUAUAUAUUUAUAUUCCUUUUUUUUAAAUAUUCUGGAAUGUAAAUUAAUGGCAAGCCUGAGGUCAAUACUGUCAAUUAAAUGUUUGUCAGUGGCCCUUGAUACCAAAUGUUCAAAAAAGGAAAACAUAACAGCAAACAACUAAGGCUCAUUUUGAGCCCUUUUCUAAUAACCAGUAUGCAUUUCACAGCAUGUCUUGGCCACACAGAAAAUCAAGCUUUGGUACGGUGAGCAAGCCGUAUGGGGCAAGUGGCGUUGGGAGGCGUGAAAGGGGCGUGUGGGUGGACCCUGUGGGUUCCACACGUCUCGUUCAAAGCCUUAUUACGAAGUGCAAUCAGACUGAUACUUUCCUCUCGAGACCUCGGAGCAUACACGCCACACUUUGCAGAAUGAAUUCCGAUCCCAGCUGUGCGUACCCUCAGAUCUUUAUGGUGGACAGAGGUGGGAUGCAGACGGCCAUGGGACAAGCUGUCCCGCUGCCGUGCUGGUCUUUCCCACCUCAAAGAGCAAAGUCCAGUAAGAGGAGCUGCGGUGAAGGCUGUGUGAUGACCAUCGUGCUGCUGAUGCUGUUCCUGGUGCUGGCAGCACUGGGGUUGGGAGCCUAUCAGAUCCUGAAGCUGCAGGCUGAGCUGGUGCAACUGAGACAGGAGAUGGCAACACAGAGUGACAUGCCCACAGUGCAGAGGCAAACGGGUCUUGAAGAGAUCAAAACAGACCAGGAGAUCAGGCAGGCUGCUCAUCUCACAAUUAAGACUGAAAAGUCCAAAGAUUAUGAGAGGACUCUUCAUUGGGUGCCAAAGCACAGCCCUACCUUCACAAGCGGAGUCGUCUACAGGCACGCCGAUGGAGGGCUGCAGGUGAACGAGACAGGCCUCUACUUUGUGUACUCGCGUGUGGAAUACGAAGCAGUGAACUGUGAUUCCCAAAAAGCCCUCAUCCACAAGGUCUUCAAGAAGGGCUGGCACCCUGAGCCAUCCAUCCUUCUAAAGGGACAUCCCGAGGACUAUUGCCGGAAGGGUCACUGGUCUGCCAGCAGCUAUGUGGGUGGUGUCCAGAAGCUAGACCGGCUAGAUCGGCUUUAUGUUAAUGUGACAUACCCAGCCCUGCUAAGUCAUGAACACAAGAGCAGUUUCUUUGGACUCUUCAAGAUUUGAGAUCUUUUCGAAGCUAUGACUUUCAUUAACAAAGGCACUGGCUAAAUGAAAACCAUGGACUACUUGCUUAGCACAAGAUACCAGCCUAAAACUAAUAGUAGAGUAAUAUAUUUAUUUCACAUAGUUGUGAUUCAUCUUGACAAUGGAACAAGCACAUCAGAGUUUUGAUUUAAUUAAUUUAAUGUGAUAUAGUGACAAAAUAGGCACUGUAUGUAAAAGUUUGUUGAACACUAAUGGGCUUCUGGGAGUUAUUGAAUGCAUAUAAAUAUUUAUUUUCUCAUGAAGCUAAUCCUGGGGAAACUAGCAUUAGAUCUGAAUGUAUGUUCUUUUGAACACAGAAAUACAAUUAAUCUGGCCUGUGCUUUUAGACAUCUUUCUUGCUAUUUAAAAAUUCUUGUAUGUGGCAAUCGCAGAAAUAUCAGUUUGAAAGCACAAACAUCCAAAACCUGAACGACGAACAGUUCAACAUGAUUGCAGACGUUCCAGUUUCCAGUUAAAUUGCAUUAUUGACGGUAGAAUAUUAAGUUGGAAAUGGUAUGUUUUCAUUAGUCUUUUUUGUUUUAGAUUACAUUGCAAAUGCUUGUCAAUGAUUUUACUUUU